AUGUCUCAGUUUGUUACUUCUGAACAGGUGGGGAUUUUGUUUUAUUUUGAUUUUUUUGGAUUUUAGAUCUAUUGGCAAGUACAAUAUCCGAUUUUCAGGUUGGAGUCACGGUUGAAGAGCCUUUGGACCUCAUUCGUCUCUCGUUAAAUGAACGAGUUGUUGUGAAAAUGCGAUCCGAACGAGAACUGACCGGUCGGUUGCACGCUUUCGAUCAACAUUUGAAUAUGAUUUUGGCUGAUGUGGAAGAAACUGUAACGACAACAGAGACGGAUGAAGAAAGUUACGAGGAGAUCUACAAAACCACGAAGCGACAGAUUCCGAUGUUAUUUGUUCGAGGCGACAGUGUCAUUUUGGUCUCUCCUCCCAGCAAACAUGUGGCCUAA
This is a messenger RNA of Bursaphelenchus xylophilus (pine wood nematode), 383 nucleotides long. The record is from the annotation of a GenBank genome assembly. Lineage: Eukaryota; Metazoa; Nematoda; Chromadorea; Rhabditida; Aphelenchoididae.